AUGCCGGAAGUCGUGACUUUGGCGAACAAGACUUUUUUCCGCAAUAGAGCUUCGCCGAAAUUUAGCGCUGCACUCCUGAACAUAGACUUGCAACAGAAAGCUCUUCCACUGGUUCUGGAUCUCCUCAAUGGAAUUUGUAACGACUUCACCAGCAUAUUGCUUCGGGAUAAAAAUACAUCCACCACUUGUAAUCCGAAUCAUACAUCCGAGCAUUCCACACCCGUGCCGACAGUGUCGUCGGUCCUUCACCUAGUGGUUGGACGUCUCAACCUAUUGGUUCUCUUAUCCAAACGUGCCCUACUUACUUUGGAGCCAUACAGCGAUUUGCGGUGUGCCUUCCUCCGUGCAGUGUUUUAUGUUUUACGCCUAACUAUAUGGUGUCACAACCGUUCUGUACGCUGUGCAGCUCUACGUUGUCUUCGAUACUACUUACAUACAUGUGUAGAUGUCCGUCUUUUUUUGGACUGUCGACUGGAUCUGCUCGUGGCUCGGCUUGGGCAACCUGGCAGUAUCUCAGCUCUGGUGCUUCCUUCGGAUGGCAUGGCAGCUAGGCACCAGAAGGGUGCUACAGCUGGACGCCUAACUAUCCAGUAUUAUACUUUUCUUUUAUUUAUGAUCUGUUUGGAUCUGUCGUACAUGCAAGAGCCGGCUGUGUCAUCAUCUCAACCAACAGCACUCUCUACUUGUCCUUCCGACCAUCGUGAUGCAGUACCUUAUCACAACCAACCUACCACCUCUCCUUUUCCCGUGACUUCCACUCAUGUGAACCCAGAGUGCCAUAGCCAACAACCAGUUGCAUUACCGACUACCACGGUGGGGCUGCCAAACUGGUUAUCAGAUCAGCUAGUUAGACGCGCUCGGAGAACCAUUAAUCCGAGACUACGUACCACUCAAGCACCGCCCUCUUUAGGACAACCGGAAGCCAAUCUUUUCACUUCACGAGCCAAGUCACCAGCAUCCCCCUUGGUAUCUCCACUUAACGAGCGUCAGCUGUUCCUCCGUCUGUCGUAUCACCUUGUUCGGCUGGCACCUUCCCUCUUUCCCGCAAGUUUGAUCCAAGCCCUUUCCGCUCCCUGCCUCCGUGCAGGACGAUUUCUCUCAGGAGGAUGGAGCACAGGCCAGAAGAAGAAAAGAGAACCGAUACAUCUGGCUCAUCGUUUUAGACAACGUGGUGCGGUGAAUGGACGUGCACUGGUCGAAACUGAUGCUCCGGAGGAACUACAAUCUAUCACAAAUGAUAUCGCGCUUCGGAGUUGCCUGUUGAUCAUCGCUGAACUGAUACUUUUAGCCCCUAAACACAUCAAAACCCUUUCAACGGGCACACAUCUUCACUCCAAACCUUCGAUCGACCGGCCAGAUUCUCUGAAUGCCUUGUUGGUUCAAGUUUUAUUGACAGCGUUCGCCUGUUCACCUGACCUAAACACAGUCCACCCCGCGCGUGUUCAAGGAGCUGUUCUCCUGUCUCUAUCAAGUUUGAUGAAUUCCACCAGGACCCUACACUUGUUACCCGUUCGGCGAGUUGCAAAAUUCCUGGUUCCAUUCACUCGCAUACUGGAGCGGCUUUUGUACUUCCUGAACGAAGGUCUUCCUUGCCUUCAAGCCCUCAUGUAUAGCUUGGCCGUUGGCACCACAGAAAUGCGGGAUCAGAUACUCGAGGUGCUGUUUGGCCUCUUCCCUACUCUGCCUCUUCCACAUCCGUCUGUUAAAUACAUGGAGCCGGCGAUUUUAGCUCUCACCGAGGCCUUGGCGAGCUGUGCUCCAUUCACCCUUCCCAUGCAGGCUCCUAUGGAUGACCUCUGCUCUGUCCUACAGCACCACAGUAUUGCUCCGACACAGUCGAAUCUGCGGCAGCCUUCUACUGUAUGCCCACCAACUCCCCACUACCAAAGGCAGUCUCCUCAAACUGCAUGCGAUCUCGAGGGGGGCUUUGUUGCGGCCGAAGGAUGUCGCAUUUUUUCCAAGUUCGAAGUGCCCAAUUGUACUUCAGUUGAUCUGACGGACAGCUAUACCGCAUUGUUGCUCGCUACGCUUGUGCAAGCUGGUUUAUAUGAAGGUCUAAUUCGUGCUAUCUCCGACUCAAAUGAGUCAACGUCCGUUCGCGCCGGUCUGUUGUUCGGUUUACUAUCUUACAAAGCAGGUGCCUUAUUUCCUCGAGAACAUCCCGUUGCUCGCCGUUUGCAUGCAGUUGGCUUGCUUCAGCCUCGAGUGGAAGGUAGCCAGUUGGCUGUUUCAUCUGAAUCCUGGAUUGAUCAAAUUAUUUCCCAGUCCGGUGUCGUGCCAGUACUUUCGAUCAAACCAACAUCAUCCUCUUCCAGCAGGUCGAUCCCUUUAGUUCAACCACCGGAAAUGCUCAAAGAUCCAGAUCAGUGGGAUUGGGAGCUUCUGACUUCAUUUGGACGAUAUUUGUAUGAUAUGAAUUCUACUAUAGCCUGGGACGACAGAUUGCGCCAGUCUUUCCUUCGUCGCUUGAUGGACUUCAUUACACCCGGCCCCGACCCGUCAGUGGGCAUUCCUGGAGCACUACGGGACGCGCACAAUUGUCGUUCGGCUUCUAUUUCUAACACACCCUUCCCUCGCAACCUGGAAGAACUUCCUCCUCUCCGAUUAGUUGCUAAAGGCCACAAAGAUUCAGACAGCUCCAUACGAAGUCCCAAGUCCAUCAGUACCAUGACUAAUGUGUUUCUUGCCUCUCGGCAACGACAUGAUUCACCGUCGGUAUCCACCGAGUCUACAAUGAAUUUUGCCUGGCUUCCUAACACCUGGACACACGCGUCCGCCGCUGCGAUCCUUGCCGCUGGGCUCGUGCCUCAUUUGGCUCUGUACCCAUCGGGCGGCUUCUCACUAGGUUUUUGCGGUUUUUUGGUGAUGCACUCAGACUUUUAUGCGAUCGGGUACANCCUUUCUUCCGAUCUUGGGGCGGGGGAAUCUGAAUCAAAUGACGUUUCUCAUGAAGUAUGCAAAUUGUUCCAUCCAGCUCAGCUGCGUGACCGUUGUUCAGGCUUUUUAAUUCUCAGUAUCGGCCGACUUACUUGUUCCGAUGAGGGUGAGUCGCGUCUGGAAACCACUGGUCUGUGUUCCGUUUUCCACUCGUUGCUGUUGUCGCGGCGACCGCAGUGCUUACCAUCUGGUCUACACAUGAGUUCCACUCCAUCUAUUGUUGCCGAUCCUGAAUCCGUUUUUGAGGAAGACCGCCACACUAAUUUGAUGAAGCUACUGAUUUCCUGCUUGGACUUCACCUGUCCUAGUCAUCUUGGUCAACACCUGUUAACGGCUGCGGUAAAUGGUGGAAGCAAGCGCUUGCGUCUCUACUCCGUACAACUGAUUCGUUUGUUAUUUCGUUUGAGGCUUCCCUUUCUGGCUACGUGGUGCCUUGACCUGACAGUUAAGCUGUGUCUUGAUGUCUCACGGCAUAUUUCCCGUCGGGCCUUUUAUUUGUUGGAAUCGUAUUUAGAUGCCCACCAACUACUAUCAUUACGCUCACGUGCUUUUCUUCUUUUUUUCCGUUUAGGAACUGUGCAUGGAGCGGUUAACAUCCAGGCGGUAACUCGUCAUGUUCUUUCCCUCACAACCGACGCAUGUCAAAAUUCCAAUUCAGUCACGCAAAUCACACCAUUCGGGUAUCGUCUCCUUAGUCCCAACACUGGUCCUGUUGGUCAUCGAAUUUUCGGCCAUGUACUGUCACGACACACUUCGUUCAACUUUCUUUAUCCCGAUCCACCAAAUCUCGUGACCACCCGCAUGUCGCCUGAUUUGGGUAUGAUGGCAACGCCUCCAAAUUCAGUCGGCGACUGGCCACCGGGAAGGGACUCUUUCAGUCAGUCGGUUACAUCCAAAGGAAGUCCCAAAACACAGGAUCCCGUUGACUGGUUAUUGGAUGUGGCUCUCUCUCAUUUCAACUCGGCGUACGCGUUGGAAGUAGACAACCGUCUCAGUGCUGCAUUUAUUCGUCAUUUGAUACACUUUGAUCCAGUGAAGAACAGCCCCUCAAUGCACGAUUCACUGGUCAGUGAAUUCACUCGGUUCGCCCAAGUGCAAGCAAUAAAGUGUGGGAGAAAUGAUGAUGAGCAUGAUCCUGACUCUGAAACAGAUGAUCUCUACAAUAGGCCGAGUAACCUGGAUCCACUUUUUGGAGGAUAUUCUGAUUCCGAUACGCCAUUUUGGUCAAACCCAUUUUCGGUCAUUCCCAACUGUACCACGCCGGACAGCAUGCAGUGGUUACCAUUACCCAAGCACAUUUAUGCCUCGAUCUCGGAGCAUUCACGUGGUUUAGAUCUGCUCCUACGACGAGGCGACUUGCAAGCAGCUUUGAUGACCCUUAAAUUGGCCAGUGGUCCGCUGUGUAAUGGAACGUCAACGUCCCAUGUACAGAGUUCACCGAAGGACGAUCGGCCACGCAUUCCCUCCGUGCUAGAGACAAAGGCAGCUUUGUGGGCAUUGGCGCACGUGGGCUCGACUGCAUGUGGUCAGGCUUGGUUAGCAAAACAAACUGAGUUAAUGGAGUUGUUCAAACACUUCUCUACUUCGGCUGAUUCUAUGGGACUGCGGAUAACUGCCUGGCUGUGUUUAAAUUUGCUUAUUUCGAAAGCUGGUGGCGAUAAGCUGCUCUUUCUUCAAUCGUCGGGAUCCAACAAAAUGCAAUCAGUUUGGACCGCCACCAACACAAAUGGUGUGGAGAAGUCGGAGACCUUUACAUCCACUGAUAAGCUAGUGCCAGUGACUUUCCAGAACAAUCCAAACGGCACACCGUUCUCCGUUUUUUCUAGUGUGGAUGCGGUCCCGAUGAACUCUUCUUCCCCAAUCGAGCCGUUGGACGAGUCUACCCAAGCUCCGAUCACAGAAAAGCGGGAGGUCAGUGAAUUGAGUGCGUGGAAGGUACUAGGUCGGCACAGCUCGUCCUUAUCUCGCACUCCGCGCUGGUUACCGCGCAAGACUCCCCUCCGGCAAAAGAAAGCUUCUCCCUCCAGAAACGAGCCGUUUAUCAGCCGCAGCCACAUGAUGUCUGAUACGAACCCAUCACUGUCAAUGCUUCCUCGGAACACGCGUCCAGUUGAUGAUAGAUUUGAUGUGGACUUGACGUCCACUGCACCCAACACCAAUUCUACCAGCGAGCCCAAAUACCAGAGCGCCAACAACUCACCCCUUCGCGACACUACAUCAACCAAUUAUUGUUCAGCAACGUGGACACACCGGGACUUCUUGGCCCACCGACGGUCGAUCUCCCACCUGAUGCUUGGAGAUGCGAAACGAAGUGGUGAUUUAGUCGAAACAGUAAUGAAAACAGUAUACUUUCAAGGUUUCGAUCGACUUAUAUCAAAGGGCGUAUGCUUCCCCAUGGAAUUGAGAGUCCUCGGCCAUAAAUUACCGAGCCCUCCAAAGCAAACCUCGACUGCGUGCCAUUCAUCCGGUUUUGGAGCGAAAACAUUUAACUCGGUUGAAGAUCCAGCUAACCUACCUCCGUCACAGUGUUGGCUGGCAUCAGCAGCUGAACGAGUGCGGUCGCUUUUCCCAUUUGUCCACGUUUCCACUGAUGUUAACACUGUGCUUAAGCGGUAUGCUCACUCUGCUGGUGACCUCUCGACCUCUUCCGUAUCAUCCUCUCCUGCACUAAACUAUGAAGGCAUCUCAUCACCACGCUUUUUGUCACCCCAAUGCCAGAAACUGUCAUCUCCGGGACCUCUCGAGACUCAAGCUAUACCUCUUGGUUCAGUCGGCCCGGACCCCAUCAGCAAGUCCUCUUCAUUACACUCGUGCAAUGAUCGUCCCCCACAGAAAAGACUUGAAUCAUACUCAACCAACAAGUGUAUUUCUCGUACCUGUCCGGGACACUCUUACGGUCCAGAAAGAUAUCUCUGCAAUGACGCAACGCCUUCCAACUCGAGCACCAUUAAUACGCAUCGGUGGAACUGGUGUCGGCAGCUGUUUGAAAUUGUUAACACCUCGUUGACCAACGUGACUCCAAACAUGAGUGACCAGAAGUUACUCCAGCUGAUUAAAUCGGCCGCUCGACAACAGCGAGAGAGUAGGACAACUGGCCCUGACCGAUCAGAAGCAGUUUUUGACGCUUGUGUGUUCACCGAUGUGGCUCUGCUAUUGGCCACUUAUACCUUCCCUUUGAGAGCUCGUGUCAAGAUUCAAUCCUCAUUUCUUAGUCUUGAGCUGUACGAGCUACUAACAGAUGCUAAGGACGUUUUAUUAGAACUGGAGCGGACUGUGAACCGACAUCCAGGGUUGUCGUCUACCGGUGAAAAAGAAACAUAA
Messenger RNA from Opisthorchis viverrini, 6258 nucleotides. RefSeq lists its product as hypothetical. The record is from RefSeq and is a predicted model, not a curated record. Gene Ontology annotation, cellular component: TORC2 complex. NCBI's taxonomy places the organism in Eukaryota, Metazoa, Platyhelminthes, Trematoda, Opisthorchiida, Opisthorchiidae. Bases 1 to 6258 code for a protein of 2085 amino acids. The transcript is spliced from 26 exons. Gene Ontology annotation, biological process: TORC2 signaling.